UGGUGGUUAUUAAUACCUUCACUGCCCACUACUUCAGCCAUAUCAUCUCAGCUCCUCACAAAUAGUGAUUGGUGAGUAGAAGAUGGAGAUAGGAAUGCUAUCCUCCUUUCUUGUCCUACUACUUGUAAUGCUGUCUCAUGUGGAUGCUAGGCUUGGGGUCGAGUCCAAGUUUAUGGAUCAAGGAAACAAGCUUUCUUCUAUGGAAGGCCAGUCACCAAAUUCCAUUUGUAAUUCAUGCCUCGAGGCUUCAAGAAAAGCUGAGAAAGCCUUGAGUGAUCCAAAUCUGUUUGGGUAUGCUGAUUUGCUGUCAAGUGAAGUUUGCCAUAUUCUGCCUUCUGAUCUCAAAUCUAAGUGUCUACAAAAGUCAGAAGCAUACAUGCAUCGAACUAGGUUGUCUUUGCAAGACCUUUUCAAUGAAGAAAGUCUCUGCAACAGCACAGGGUUAUGUUUGGAUGAAUCCAUGCUUCAAACUGAUAACAGUCUCAUUUUUUUAAACAAGUUUUCUCCUGAGACAGACGAGAAAACUUGUUUAGCAUGCCGCAAAGCUGUCAAAGAUCUUUUCAUUCAAUUAAAGAUGCCCAAAAUGAGGAUGAAGAUAAUGGAGACUCUUAUCGAGUACUGCGAAGAAGCAGACGAGAAUGAAGAACAGUGCAAGCAAAUGGUCUACAAGUAUGUUCCUCUAAUCCUGUCAAAACUUGACAAGCUGAAAACCAAUGACUUGUGCCGUCUGAUGAAUCUCUGUGAUGAGGGGAUAUCUCUGUUAAAUGCCCGCUAAGUCAGCUAAGAAUUUGGUAGCUUUAUUUCUGUUGGAUAUGUUCAAAAUAACCAAGCAAGGGGGACACUCUGGACCGGGAGUAUUGCAUAAUGUUAUGUUCACACAUCCUGUCUCCAUCAUUGCUGGGAUUGUUGUGAUCAGCCAUGCGUUUUAGCUUUCAUUUCUGAAAAAUAGAUGUAUACUCUUCUUUUGGUACGAAAAUUGUCUAAUGAACAUCAGAAAUGUUUGGCUACAGUAGGG
This is a messenger RNA of Elaeis guineensis (African oil palm), 1015 nucleotides long. RefSeq lists its product as uncharacterized. The record is from RefSeq and is a predicted model, not a curated record. Lineage: Eukaryota; Viridiplantae; Streptophyta; Magnoliopsida; Arecales; Arecaceae.